ACACUCACAAUGCCUUGUGAUUUUCAAACAUCCGGCGACCGCACCAUUCAAAUCAGCACGAAUAGAGGUCCAAAAGAUAACCGGCGGAGCCCGGUUCCCGAGGCGGCGACCGUUACCACCACAAAGCCAGCAAAGGCACGGCCCAUCGCCCACCAGCUCGCCUCUCCCCGGCUUCAAAUUUAAAUCCUCCCUCCAAAUCACCACCAAUAAACGACAAAUCGCCCACUAGUGACUCCACUGUCCACCGCACCCCGUUCCAGCUCGCCUGCAGCCUCGUCAGGCCACGGAUGGCGACGGCCACCACCACCACGACGCCCAACCCCAAGAGGGAGCCGCUGCGCCCCCGGAGCAGCAACGCCCCUGCGGCUCCGUCUCCGGCGACGGCGAGGCGCGGGCUGGCAUCCGCGGAGAAGGAGAACCUCGGUCCGAAGAGCCUCGGGAACGGGAAAGAGCAGAAGGAGAAAGCUGCAACUGCGGCUACGGCUGCGGCUGCUGCUGAGCUGUCGAAGCCCGCGAGGCCGGCACCGGCGGUGGCGCCGACGCCGCCGCUGAAGUCGUCGUCGCUGCAGCUCCGGAUGAAGGACGAGUCGACGGAGGCGGCUGCGGCUGCGGGGGCGCCGCCCGUGCUCGUGGGGCCGAGGGGCAGGGAGCUGCUCCCGCCGCCGUCCUCGUCAUACGAGGCGUGGGACCUCUCCGACAGCGAGUCCGCGCCGGCAUCCUCCUGGGCCACGCUCCCCAACAGGGCGCUCCUGUGCAGGCCUCUGCCGCAGGACGUCGGGCGGUGCACCUGCGUCAUCGCCAGGGAGGCGGCCACCGGCGCCAGAGGAGUCGCGCUCUACUCCCUCUACACCAACGAGGGGCAGGGGCGUCAGGACCGGAAGCUGGCGGUGGCGCGGCACCGGAGGAGGAGGGGGAGGUCGGAGUUCAUCGUGGCGCAGAACCAGGACGGCAUCUUCUGCACCUCCGACAAGAACUUCCUCGGCACGGUCGCCGCCAACCUCGUCGGAUCCAAGUACCAAAUCAGGGGCCAGGGGAACCGGGUGGAUGAGUUGAAGAGCCAGUCGAAGCGGCUUCUUGGUGUUGUCGCCUUUGCCCCUACCAUCACCACGCUUACAGGGAGUUUCAGAAGCAUGAGAGCAUGGAUCCCCAAGAGCCAAUCCAUGCAGCUCAAGGCCAACAAUUCUGCUCAGAUUCAGCACAUCAGUGGACUCCCAAAGGACUGGCAGGAGAAGAAGAGCAGAGCUGACCAGCUAUGCUCAAGAGCCCCUUUCUACAACCAUAUGACAAAGCGCUAUGAACUAGACUUCAGGGAGAGGGCAGGAAGGAUGGGGUACAGGGUACAGACAUCAGUGAAGAACUUCCAGAUGACCUUGGAGGAAAACGGGAGGCAGACGGUCUUGCAGCUUGGUAGAGUUGGGAAAUCCAAAUACAUAAUGGACUUCAGAUACCCGCUGACUGGUUACCAAGCGUUCUGCAUCUGCCUGGCAUCGAUCGACUCCAAGCUGUGCUGCACCCUAUGAGAUAGACGUGCGCGGAAGAAGUGUUUGUUUUUGCAGCUGAUGUGUAGCUUAAGCGAUUGUGUACUUCCAGCCUUCUCAUCUUGAGAAGGGGGUUGAAUAAUAAUGCGCUUAUCCUUCUGCAGCCUUGUUACUUGAUCGAUGAAGUAAUAACUUUUUUUCAUAAAAAUAAGUGCUAGUGAGUCCU
Setaria italica (foxtail millet) is the source of this 1704-nucleotide messenger RNA. RefSeq names its product tubby-like protein 4. The record is from RefSeq and is a predicted model, not a curated record. NCBI's taxonomy places the organism in Eukaryota, Viridiplantae, Streptophyta, Magnoliopsida, Poales, Poaceae. The coding region runs from base 288 to 1520 and encodes 410 amino acids. The transcript is spliced from 9 exons.